UACCCUAGUCAUAAUUUGUAGGAACACCUAACACUCUUCACAUCUCUCGCCUUAUCCUCUCAGUCUGAUAACAGGACUUCCUCACUUGAGAGGAGUCAUCGUUCUCCUCAUCUUGUCGGAGCUACUAAAAUGGCGGCAGCGAUACCUACCGUUCCCUCUUUCUCCGCAACAAUGGGCUAUUUCUUCAACGACAUUUCCCUAUCAUCGCCGGCGACUGCCGUCGCUCUUCCGAGAACCACUUUUCUUGCCAAAUUCUUCGUCCCUCGCUCGAAACCCUCGCUUCUGAUUUCUUCUUUUCCUCUUAGGCACAAGCUCUCUGUUUGCUGUCAGCAGCAGCAGCAGCAACUACCAGCUAUUCCCCAGGAGCAGCGGUGGAUGUUCGAGGAGUCCGAGAUUAAUGGACCUGAUAUCUGGAACAAGACUUGGUACCCUAAGGCAGCAGAUCAUAUAACCACCAAAAAGACAUGGUAUAUAGUAGAUGCAACUGAUAAGAUCCUUGGAAGGAUGGCUUCGACGAUUGCAGUGCAUAUAAGAGGAAAGAACCUAGCAACUUACACUCCUAGCGUCGACAUGGGUGCUUAUGUAAUUGUGAUUAAUGCAGAAAAAGUAGCGGUUUCUGGUAAGAAGCGGACACAAAAGCUUUACAGGCGGCAUUCUGGAAGGCCAGGUGGUCUCAAGGUAGAAACAUUUGAUCAACUACAGAAUAGAAUUCCUGAAAGAAUAAUUGAACAUGCUGUCCGAGGAAUGCUUCCUAAAGGCAGGCUGGGAAGGGCUUUGUUUACUCAUCUCAAAGUCUAUGAAGGUCCAGAUCACCCCCAUGAGGCACAGCAGCCGAUUCCACUUCCAAUUAGGGACAAGAGGAUGCAAGUGGAGAGGUAAAUAAUUUAAAUUUAACUUCUGUUCUUCAUUUCCCUUAAAAUGUAAUAUUUUUCUUUCAGAGUUUGCUAUAUAUGUGGCCUGUAAACACUUCUGAUUUCUUAUUCUGUAUAUCAGAGCCCAUAGGCAGCCACUAAUUUGUGCAUGGAAUGCUUCUCCGUCAACCAUUUUUAGUGCCUUUCUGUCUAUUUCUAAUCA
This is a messenger RNA of Dendrobium catenatum, 1074 nucleotides long. RefSeq names its product 50S ribosomal protein L13, chloroplastic. The transcript has 4 exons. Gene Ontology annotation, molecular function: mRNA binding; structural constituent of ribosome. The record is from RefSeq and is a predicted model, not a curated record. Gene Ontology annotation, cellular component: ribosome; cytosolic large ribosomal subunit. Gene Ontology annotation, biological process: translation; negative regulation of translation. Lineage: Eukaryota; Viridiplantae; Streptophyta; Magnoliopsida; Asparagales; Orchidaceae. Bases 130 to 879 code for a protein of 249 amino acids.